AUCGGCUUUUCAAAGUUUCUUAACAAAAUGGACUCCAGUGCGGCAGCCGACCGUGCGGUAGCGAAGGUGAACUGGAAAAAGGUUGGCGCUACCACGGGACCCGCUCCUCGGCCGAGACAUGGACACAAGGCGGUGGCCAUUAAAGAGCUUAUCAUCAUAUUCGGAGGAGGAAACGAUGGCAUCGUCGACGAGCUACAUGUGCUCAAUACUGCCACGAACCAAUGGUUUGCACCCACUGUACGAGGAGAGAAACCCUCGGGAACUGCUGCAUUCGGGUUCAUCUGUGACGGUGUGAGGCUGCUCAUCUUCGGAGGAAUGGUCGAGUACGGCCGCUACUCCAACGAGUUGUACGAGCUCCUUGCGUCUCGAUGGGAGUGGCGGCGUUUGACCCCCCUCCAAGAUCCCCCCUCUCCACGUCUUGGACAUUCCUUCAAUCUGGUUGGUCAGAAAGCUGUCAUCUUCGGAGGUCUUGCCAACGAGUCUAACGACCCAAAACUCAACAUUCCAAAGUACUUGAAUGAUGUGUUUACGCUUGAGAUACGUGAGGGGACUUCCCUUCAGUGGGUGUGUCCAACCAUCGAGGGUCCUGUACCUUGUGCUAGGGAGAGCCACAUCGCCGUUACCAUCGGCAACAAGCUGUUAGUCCACGGUGGUAUGAACGGGAAGAGGCUGAGCGACCUUUGGACCCUGGAUCUCGGUGGGGAGAAGGUCUCUUGGAUGGCUGUGACGACACAGGGACCACCCCCCAUCCCCUGUAGCCUGCACUCUGCUGUGAUCAUCAAGAGCAACUUGUUUGUGUUUGGAGGUUGGGUCCCUGUAUUGUCGGAGGAUGGGGCUCUGCCAACACAGGAGACUGAGUGGAAGUGCUCUAACAAGCUAGCCAGACUCAACCUCGACACCUUCACUUGGGAAGGGGUCCCUGAUUUCCCAGCUGAUAACGAGGACUGUGCCCCGUGUCCCAGGGCAGGGCACGCGGCUGCUGUCGUGGGAACCAGGAUGUACGUGUGGAGUGGGCGGGAUGGCUAUCGACGUGUCUGGAACAACCAGGUUUGCUGUCCUGACUUGUGGUUCCUUGAGACUGAGAGACCGUCUGCUCCUGUGAGGAUACAGCUGGUUAGGGCAGGGACCAACACGCUUGAGCUGCUCUGGACCAACGUGACCUCCGCCGACUCUUAUCUCUUGCAAGUACAGCCGUACGAGUUGAGCACUCUGCCCAGCAAGCCCAAGAGUGAGGGAGCUGCCAUUAAGGCUGACCCUACCCAGCCUGGUGGUGACAACACUGUGACCCCGGCUACUGGUCAGAAGGAGCUAGUGCCUCAAUGGUUUGAUGUGGAGUCAGCUAAAGGUACUCAGUUCACUGUGACUGGCUACAGUGUACCAGUGGAGGGGACUGCCACAGAGGGGGACCAGGCACCCAAGGUCCAGAGGGUGGAGCUCCAGCCGGGCAAGGCGUACAAGUUCCGAGUGUGUGGCAUCAACUCGUGUGGGAGUGGUCCCUUCUCUGAUGUGGCUGCCUUCAAGACCUGCAUGCCAGGCUUCCCUGGGGCACCGUCCGCCAUCAGGAUCAGCAAGAGCUCUGAAGGGGCGCACCUUUCCUGGGAGCCUCCUGCCAACAGUGCUGGUACCAUCACAGAGUACAGUGUGUACCUAGGCCUCAAGCCUCAGCCUGGCACACAGCCUGGGACCAUGGCCUUUGCUCGGGUCUACUGUGGCUCUGGUUCCUCGUGCAUCGUGUCUCAUGUACAGCUAGGCUCUGCACACAUCGACACCACCUCCAAGCCAGCCAUCAUCUUCAGGAUUGCCGCUAAGAAUGACAAGGGGUAUGGGCCUGCCACUCAGGUGAGGUGGUUACAAGAUCCUAAACCUGCUGACAAGGCAGCCGCCGCUGUUGCUAAGCGACCAGCACCCACGCCCCCUCCAAGCGAGGAUGCGAAGAGGCCAAAGACAGCUGUCUAACCAUUCCUCCUGUUGAUUCAAUGACACACACAUAAUCUUUAACUCUAUAAAUCAGCCCUGUGUUGUAUGACAUUGUAUAUAAUUAUGCUGCAUGGCUAGUCUGUUAAAUAAUGUUGGCUAUAUAUAAUUAUAAUUAUAGCUCAUUUAAUUAUAAUUAUAAUAUUUAUAUCAUAAUUAUAUUAUUUGCUUGA
Halichondria panicea is the source of this 2147-nucleotide messenger RNA. Its product is annotated as host cell factor 2-like. Gene Ontology annotation, cellular component: histone methyltransferase complex. Gene Ontology annotation, molecular function: transcription coactivator activity; protein binding. The record is from RefSeq and is a predicted model, not a curated record. Lineage: Eukaryota; Metazoa; Porifera; Demospongiae; Suberitida; Halichondriidae. Gene Ontology annotation, biological process: regulation of DNA-templated transcription; chromatin remodeling. Bases 28 to 1956 code for a protein of 642 amino acids. The transcript is spliced from 12 exons.